ACGUGUGAAUAAAUCAUUGCUCCUUCAGAAGCUGCUGAUCUUCGGCCUGAGAAGCGGAGCAGCAGUUAUGAAAUGCUGCCACCAAACCUGUCCGAGCUGAGGGUCGUUCUGCUGGGGAGCAGCUGGUCUGAGAGGAGCUCAGUGGGGAACUUCAUCCUGGCCGAGUGUCUUCACUUCAAUCAGUUCAAGUCUGAGGAAGAACCGGACUGUAUAAUACAAAGAGGAUGGCUGAAGGAGAAAGAAGUGGUUCUGAUCAACACUCCAGAUCUGCUGCUUUCCUGGACAUCCAAUCACAGCCUGUGUGAAGCAUGCAGGCGCCUCUCUGAUCCUGGACCUCAUGUGUUCCUGCUGGUUGUACAGCCUGAAGACUUCACGGAGAAACACAAAGAGAAGCUCUGCCGUUUUCUUGAGCUCUACAGUGACCGAUCAUUUGAUCAUUCACUGCUUCUGUUAUCAACACCCAGAGAGCAGAGCUCAGCGUUCAUGAGAAGAUGUUUGCAACAUCCGCCCUUAAAAGAGAUGAUCGAGAAAUGUAAAUCCAGGUUUCUGUGGAGGGAAAAGCUUGAACCGGCAGAGCUGUUAACACGGCUGGAAGAAGUUGUGGAAGAGAACAACGGAGAGCAUGUUGGAGCAUAAACACGCACCAGGGAAAUCGGUAUCUACAGCUGGUGUAGAUCUUUAGUUAAGAUCUACACCAAGAUGCCUUCUCUUCAAACUGUGAUGUGUGGUGGUUUUUUGCGAGUGAGUGUGAACCUUGUUGUCUGUCCACUAACAUCUCCUCAGGCUGAAUCUUGCUCACCAAGAUGGCGCCGUUGAUGGCCGCCACGGUGCGCUUUGUUUUUGUUGCUUUUGUUGUUAAUUACGUUUGCUGAGCAUUUAAUUCCACUUUAUUUUAUUACAGUUUUCUGUUGAUCGGGUUUUUUUUGUUUGAAGAAUAAUCUGUAGCUGAAACAGAAAGUACAGGUCCUGUGGAAAAGAGGACAAAGGGUGAGGCAACGUCCUAACUGAAAUAUUGCUGAAGGCUUCAGACAUGUGAAUGAAAUGAAACAGGAUAGCCGUGAGAACGCCUGCGAUAAAUAAGUGUGAUGUGGCUCAAGGACACUCUGCUGCUGACCAGCAGAAAUCCUCCACCAGGCUCUGUUGUCUUGUCUGUCUACUGUCGCCCACCAACCACCAAGACAAAUUCCUUGUAUGUUUGACAUAUUUUGGCAAAUAAAUGUUUCCUGAUUCCUGAUUCCUGAAGGACCUCUCACGCUUUGUCAGAACACCUUUUAUUACCUGCUCUAUGGACUCUCUGCUGACUCCUCACCCACAAGUCUUACCUGGGGGGACGAGUGAUAGAGACACAGCAUCUCACGGAUCGGAGACCAGAGACUUGGGUGUCUCCUCGCUAACAGUAAAACUGCCAGAUGUGUCCAGAUGUAAGAUGAAUUCAUUCCAUCAGGAAUGAAUAAUAAAAACAUUCACAAACCCGUAAAGAAGGAAUGGAAUAAAGGGCUUUGUGGAACAACCGACUUCGCCACGCACGCACACCUUGAGUACGGUGUCCCGCAGCGUGCACACGGAACGCGAACAUAAGCAUUGAACAGAUGAUGGACAGUUCUGGUUAGACAUGUUUAGUUUACUUCAUCAAUGCAGGUAAAACACUGUACAACUAACACACAACUAUGUAAUCAGUCGCAGACAAUAUGGAUGUGGAUUAAAAAGGAACUUGUUAAAUGAC
Messenger RNA from Gasterosteus aculeatus aculeatus (three-spined stickleback), 1723 nucleotides. Lineage: Eukaryota; Metazoa; Chordata; Actinopteri; Perciformes; Gasterosteidae. The record is from RefSeq and is a predicted model, not a curated record.